Phodopus roborovskii (desert hamster) is the source of this 3328-nucleotide messenger RNA. RefSeq names its product WSC domain containing 2 (gene Wscd2). The coding region runs from base 105 to 1820 and encodes 571 amino acids. Lineage: Eukaryota; Metazoa; Chordata; Mammalia; Rodentia; Cricetidae. The transcript has 8 exons. The record is from RefSeq and is a predicted model, not a curated record.
CCUGGCAGUUACAUCCCUAAGGUGUCCUGGGAAGCCACGCCCUCCACGCCCCUUCCCAGCCGUCAAGCCCGGCCAGCCCAGAGCCAGUCCGGAAUGAUCCGGCUAUGGCCAAGCUCUGGUUCAAGUUCCAGCGGUGUUUCCGGUAUUUCCGCAGGAAGCCGGUACGCUUCUUUACCCUGCUGGCUCUCUACCUGACCGCUGGGAGCCUCGUCUUCCUGCAUUCGGGCUUCGUGGGCCAGCCCGCUGUGCCCCAGAGCCAGGCCAGCCCUGCAGCGGGGAGCCCGGCAGAAGGAGCCGAGCUACCUUUCCUGAGUGACUUGCACCUGGGCCGAGGCUUCCGGGACACGGGGGAGGUCUCCAGCAUCGCACGCAGGUACGGACCCUCAUUCAAGGGCAAAGAGACCGGCGAGAGAGCCAAGCUGGGCGACUACGGAGGAGCCUGGAACCGAGCACUCAAGGGGAGAGUUGUCCAGGAGAAGGAGAAGGAAAAGGAAGAGGAGAGAGCCAAGUACAUCGGCUGCUACCUGGACAACACCCAGAGCCGGGCCCUGCGAGGUGUGUCCUUUUUCGACUACAAAAAGAUGACAGUCUUCCGUUGCCAGGACAACUGUGUUGAACGGGGCUACCUGUAUGCUGGGCUGGAGUUCGGUGCCGAGUGCUACUGUGGCCACAAGAUCCAGGCGGCCAACGUGAGCGAAGCGGAGUGUGACAUGGACUGCAAGGGAGAGCGUGGCAGUGUGUGCGGUGGCGUCAACCGCCUCUCCGUCUACCGGCUGCAGCUGGCCCAGGAGUCUGCCCGCAGGUAUGGAAGUGCGGUGUUCAGGGGCUGCUUCCGCCGACCCAACAACCUCUCCCUGGCCUUGCCUGUGACAGCUGCCAUGCCAAACAUGUCGGUGGACAAGUGCGUGGACCUCUGCACAGAGAAGGAAUACCCCCUGGCAGCUCUCGCUGGCACCGCCUGCCACUGUGGGUUUCCCACUACACGAUUCCCUCUUCAUGACCGGGAGGACGAGCAGCUGUGUGCCCAGAAGUGUAGUGCCGAAGAGUUUGAGAGCUGCGGUACCCACAGCCACUUCAUUGUGUACCAGACGCAGGUCCAAGACAAUCGCUGCAUGGACCGAAGGUUCCUCCCAGCCAAGUCUAAGAAGCUCAUCGCGCUGGCCAGCUUCCCCGGUGCCGGCAACACGUGGGCUCGCCAUCUCAUCGAGCUGGCCACUGGCUUUUACACGGGCAGCUACUACUUCGAUGGCUCUCUGUACAACAAAGGGUUCAAAGGCGAGAGAGACCACUGGCGCAGUGGGAGGACCAUUUGCAUCAAGACCCAUGAGAGUGGCCAGAAGGAGAUCGAGGCCUUCGACGCAGCUAUUCUGCUCAUCCGAAACCCCUACAAGGCCCUCAUGGCCGAGUUCAACCGCAAGUAUGGAGGUCACAUAGGCUUUGCUGCCCAUGCCCACUGGAAAGGCAAAGAGUGGCCUGAGUUCGUGAGGAACUAUGCCCCGUGGUGGGCCACGCACACGCUGGACUGGCUCAAGUUUGGCAAGACGGUACUGGUGGUGCACUUCGAGGAUCUGAAGCAGGACCUCUUUGCACAGCUGGGCCGAAUGGUCAGCCUGCUGGGCGUGGCGGUCAGGGAAGACCGGCUGCUGUGCGUGGAGAGCCAGAAGGAUGGCAACUUCAAACGCUCCGGGCUCCGCAAGCUGGAAUACGACCCUUACACGGCCGAGAUGCGCAGGACCAUCGCCGCUUACAUCAGGAUGGUGGACACGGCGCUGCGUAGUCGAAACCUCACCGGGGUGCCCGAUGCCUAUGGCCCAAGAUGAUGGGCGGCCAUGGAGGGAUCCAGCAACCCCCCACGGCUCCAAAGAGCUGGCUUCCCUCUGGCAUGAAAACAACCCCAGGCUUCUGCCUGCCUUCAGAGAGGCCCCUCCGAGGCUUGGGGAGAAGACAUCCAGGCAUCUUCCCCUGGCCGCCUGGUUUGGGGAGUCCCUGUCCCUGCUGUUGAGGGGAAAGCAGAGAUGUUUAUCAUGGCGAUGGCAGUGGUUGGGAGGUUCUGGAUGGCAGCUGGUGGACAGUUAGACGCAAUGACCCUGUCUCUUCCCCUGAGCAAACACCGGCUUUCUGAUCUCUCUCAGGCCACCUCUGUGUGACAGACAUACAGCUGGGACCUGUCUCUGUGGCCUUAGGAGUCUAGCUUCUGAGGAGGUGCUUUGUGCACUGCCGUGGGAGCUGCCCCCAGGCUCAACCACAAGUGAGAUCCAAGCUGGGUGCUGUUCCGUCUCUAGGGCUGGAACUCUGUCCUCUCUACCCGUGCUGUCUUGGGGGUGGGGGUGACUUUGGGGUUCUCGAUCCUUCUCCCAAAGUCCCUUAGGUACCAAAAACCAACCCAACAGGUUGGCCAUGCAGCACAUACAGAGCCCCACUGACUCAUCUUUUCAGGGCGGAGUCCAACGUGUCUGUCUUACACUGCCCUCCUGAGCCCCUAAUCAGGGAGUCCUUUACUACCCAGGGGUGGGAACUAAAGUGCUCCAACUCGGAGUGAGCCACACUCAAAACAGCCCCCCUACCUGCCAAGACAUCAGCCUCCCUUCCCUUGCUUAUAGUCCAACAGAGCCAGUUCCCCCUGGGGACCCCUUGGAAGCGAAUACCCCCCCAUUCCCACUGCACACUGCUCUCGAUGCUGAGACACCAAACCAAAGGAUUUCUGACUCGAGUCACCGAUCAUGUGUUCAGAAGCACGCAUCCAGGGUCCUGUCUCCCCACCUUGGAUCUCCGUGGCUUUCCCCUCCAGCCCACACCUUCACCGUUCCCAUUGCAUAGACACAAAAGCCAUAGUCACAGCCCCCUUGAUCUUCCGUCUGGAGCAGCCCCCACAGCCCUGGGGGGGGGGAAGGACGAGAAAACACUUGUCCCCACCUAGCCAAGGAACUCCGGAGAAGGUUCGUGAAAAGAGAUAUAUUUUUUUAAGAGGAAUAUGACCAAGACAUUCUGCCCCUUGGACACUGGCUUCGCAAAAAGAAGGGCCAGAAACUCUACUUGGUCCCCUUCUCUGAUGCCCUCACCUGGAGGGUUUGGACCACCCCGGGGCUCAGCCAGGGGGCUCUGAAUGUAUUUUGUACGGUGUUUCUUCCCCCACCCGCAGACUAAUUUCUAGUUUUCUUUCACUGGGUAGUAGAUGAUCAGGUCUCCCCCUCCUGUUUGGAGGCCAGUUCUCUCUGGGUCCAGAACCUGGGCCAGUUCCUUGCUAGUGGCCACCUUUGGUCACGAACUUUCUGUUCGAAGAUUCCUCAGGUCAACACUGUCAUUAAAAAGGGUUUUGUUGCUGAUUCUA